GAUUGUGGAUUGGAUAGUAAUAUCUUCACAGCCAUACAAAAUAUUUGAAAUUAUUGAACCAAAAAAAGAAAUAAUAAAAUAAUAAAAAAAAGGAGUAGCGCGAAAUUACACCGCUCAGAAAGCGGAAACACAAAUAGAAAGGUCCUCAAUGUUCUCUCUUACCCCUAUAGUUCACUACUCGCAUCUCCUCUUUCUCCCGAAAAGCUCCGGCUUCUUUCCGGCGAGAAUUCCGGCGAGUUCAUUCACUGUUCGAUCAUCUUCCAGUCUUCAGGAGGUCGAGAAGUUUUCCGAGUCGUCAUCUGAACGGAAGGAGCUGAGCUCGGAGCUAUACGCUUCGAUUCCGUUGCCUCCGAUUAAGACUGCGAAGAGAGUGGUUUUGGUGAGGCAUGGGCAGAGCACGUGGAAUGCGGAAGGUAGAAUUCAAGGAAGCUCCAAUUUCUCUGUUCUUACUAAGAAAGGCGAGGCUCAGGCAGAGACCUCCCGCCAAAUGCUAAUCGAUGAUGCAUUCGAUGUCUGCUUCAGCAGUCCCUUAAUACGAUCAAAGAGGACUGCUGAAAUCAUAUGGGGAGAUCGCGAGGAGGCGAUAAUUACGGAUUCUGAACUAAGGGAAAUAGAUUUGUAUUCGUUUCAAGGUCUUCUCAAAUUCGAAGGGAAGGAAAAGUUUGGUGCCGCUUAUCGUCAAUGGCAGGUAGAUGCUGCAAAUUUUCAAAUUGAUGGCCACUAUCCAGUAAGGGAGUUGUGGGCUCGUGCUCGAAAUAGUUGGAAUAAAAUUUUAGCCCACGAGAGCAGGUCUGUCCUAGUGGUUGCUCACAAUGCUGUCAAUCAGGCUCUCGUUGCUACAGCUAUGGGACUAGGAGCAGAGUACUUCAGGGUUUUACUUCAGAGCAACUGUGGUGUCAGCGUUCUUGAUUUCAGUGCCCAAGCUGAGGGUGGCUCUCCAAUUAUUUGUUUAAACCGUUUAAAUCAGACCCCAAACUCGCCUAUUGCUUCUGGUAGUUCUGCAGGGAGAAAAACAGCAAAAAGAAUCAUACUUGUUUGCCAUGGAGUUUCAGAGAAUAAUGAGGCCAGUUCUUCCUUCCUGGAGGAUAAACCAAUGAACAUUCUCGGGACUAUACAGUCCCAGAAAGUUGCAGAGCUACUUCUUGAUCUGAAAGUGAGCACUGUAAUUAGCAGUCCCAAGAAAACUUGUGUAGAGACGGCUGCUGCAAUCUCCAGGGUUCAAGAAGCCGCAGAUUGCUUGGGUGCUGAUUGCGUGCCCCGCUAUGUGGAGAUGAAGCAGACGAAUAAACUUGAUAUAGAAAAUAUUCCCGAUCAUUUCAAGCAGGAUGUGGCUAACACCAAUGUCUUUGAACCUGGUUGGUUAAACAAUUUGGACGAUGGGUUGAUUACAGCAGUGUGGAAUCAGAGUGGUGAAGCCUGGAAGUUUCUUUUGAGUGAGAUGGCUGAUGAAAAUGAGCUGGAAAAGAUUGCUGUAGUGGUUGGUCAUCCUGCCGUUCUUCUAGGAUUGGUGGGGCAGUGCCUAAAUCUCACAAAAGACUGGAUUGGAUCAUUCCAUCUGGAUGCUGGAAGCAUUAGUGUGCUUGACUUCCCUGAUGGGCCAAGUGGCCGAGGUGUUGUCCGAUGCAUAAAUUACACUGCUCAUCUGGGGAGAUGGUCAAUUCCUAUUACUAGACCAACUGUGGAUGAUGAAGAAUUUUAACGGUGAUUGACAGAAAACACCUUAAGGAACUCAAGCUUCUGUAGAACUCGCCUGUACAUCUCUGGAGCAUAUUGAUGGUUGAAAAUUGAAAAUGUCAAUGCAAGGAAAUCUAUGGUUUGAGAGAGGAACUUUUCACAAAAAGGCGUUGAAUAAAAGGAGAGAAUGUAUGGUCAGUAAUAAAGUUUGUUGUUUUAUUAGUUUGUCAGUUACAAUUGUAUAUGAUAUUUUUAUUUGAAUUGUACUUGGGCUGUAGGUUUUCGACCAAUUAUUAUAAACAUCAGAAAUUGUGGAAAAUGGGCCAUCGAUUUUUUCUUCUAAUAAUUUUGUAUCUAGUUGGGCUGUCUUCUUGGACCACAGGUUUCUUUGGCAUUUGCAUCUAAUUGGGCUAGCUUCUAACAAGGCUAUAAAUUGUUAAGCCCAGCAUAUGCUAGCAAUUUCCCUGGACAAGCUGAUUGGUGAAGACUAUGAUAUGAGUACGACGUGUCGGUUUUAUCAAGUUCGAUAAUUUUACAUGCUGAAGAUGGCUGUGAUUUUUUUUUAAACAGGAAAAUGAUGGCUUCAAGUUCAUCGGUGGGAAGAGAUCGACAUCUCUGCUCGUGAUGUGCAGCGGAUCCGGAUUCAUAUCACAAAUCAUUGAUCCAACGGUACACAUCUAUCCCAUUCCCAAUUCAGCAAAUUCUAAUUACAGAAACAAAAGACAUGGAUCACUUUUGUGGGAAAACUAACAGCAGUAGCAUUAUAAAAAUACUCAUUUCAUCAACGGGUGGUUUUAACUUUUAGAUGUCCAACACAAAGAGGCAUUAAUAUUUCAAGCUGGUGGAGGUGGCUUGGCAACAAUAGCUGGGAAAUCAAGCAG
Molecule: messenger RNA, 2555 nt
Organism: Momordica charantia (bitter melon)
Lineage: Eukaryota; Viridiplantae; Streptophyta; Magnoliopsida; Cucurbitales; Cucurbitaceae
Product: phosphoglycerate/bisphosphoglycerate mutase family protein
Molecular function (GO): phosphatase activity
Source: RefSeq, a predicted model, not a curated record